UCUGAAGUAGAGCAUGUUUUGUAACGUUUGGGUUUUCCAAUUCCAGUUUAGGAAAUUAUUGUAAAUCAUAUAUGUAUAUGAUCAGUAAAAUGUUUCAUCGCAUCAUUGCAUCAAAAUAAAAAUAUAUCUAUGAUGUCACAAAUUAAAUUAGACAAUAGAAGAGGCUGUCAGUAGCAACAUGAUAAUACAAGAAAAUAACAUGGAAACAAAAUAUGACAACAUCUAAGAAUAUUUUUACAAUCCUACAAACAAAAUAUGGCCAGGGAGCCUUUCUGAAUGACGAACAUGCGUUUAAAUGUCGGGACAGUUUAGUCAGUUUAGUGCGUGAUCAUGGUAAUUACCGUGGAGUCGCUGAACGAAUUGCGAAGGAUGGAUUAUCGUUUUUUACGUCUACAAAAGAUGUCGCAUCAAAGGAAAAUGUUUUAUUUAUGGCUGCGCACGUUUGCUUCAAAUACAAUGUCGACAAUACGCCUCUUGUAAGAUCCCUUGUUGCCACAUCUAUCGUGGAACAAGGGAAUGUUGCGAUGUGGUUUAAUAAUCAGAACCUGAUCCUAUUGGGCGAUAUACCAGAAUCCCAGCACCAAAGAAAUGUAUUGUAUGAUUCUAGUCUCCAGCAGACCAAGAGCCAGAGACGUUCAAACAAUUUGGAUAUCCUGAAUUAUAUACUGUACCACGCAAGUGAUGUCCCUGUUAAGAGAUACAAAAGACGUAGACAUUUUGAACUUGUUGCGUUCGUUGAUGCGCCUGUGAAAGUAGUUUUUAGUGAACAUCUUACAACCCCACUUCUUAUUGCAUGCCGAAAAGUUCAUUCUGAUAUGGUUCUGCUCCUUUUGCGACACGGUGCAGAUCCGUUGCGUACUUUUGGUGAACACCAACAUCUAUUUCCGAAGUGUCCCCUUGAAAAUAUCAUUAUCCAAAUGAAUGGAAUGGGCCUUGUGUUCGACUUCAAUAACGCACAUCCGAGUAUGCGGUUCUUACAACAAUCUAAUCCUAUAAGAGUACGUCGAGAAUCAUCAAGGGAACGUAACUUACUACGAUGUCUCGCUUACUUCUGCCGCGUUAUGCCAACACUUCCUAUUACGAAUUCGAAAGCAUUGGAAAAUAUAUUAAAUCCAGCACCCAUGAUUGGAGUAAAGAGUACAAACAGUUCCGAUGAUAGAAUGUGGGUACAUCAGAGCUUCUACGAACGUGUAUCCCCGUAUCGUACACAUAAUCCACCAGAGUUGUUGCAUCUCGCCAGAGUUGUAAUUCGCAACGCAAUCAAGACGGCAUGGCACCCGCUACAUACAAGUGUCUUUCAAUUACCACUCCCGAGGAUUUUAAUGAAUUAUUUGGAUUUGCAAGAUGAUUAGGUCAAGCAAAUUCUGUUGUGCAUAUUCUUAGUACAUA
Molecule: messenger RNA, 1389 nt
Organism: Owenia fusiformis
Lineage: Eukaryota; Metazoa; Annelida; Polychaeta; Sabellida; Oweniidae
Source: the annotation of a GenBank genome assembly